This is a messenger RNA of Didymodactylos carnosus, 717 nucleotides long. Lineage: Eukaryota; Metazoa; Rotifera; Eurotatoria; Philodinida; Philodinidae. The record is from the annotation of a GenBank genome assembly.
AUGGAACAACGUUGUUCAAUUUCAGGCGUAUCUGCUCAAUCUGAUCGUGAAUCUGAUCGUGAAUUAUGUACGUGUUUAUUAAAUCCAAUCGAAGUAAUAUGUGCUCAUUGUAAUCUAGAUUUUUGUUCGUCUUGUUGGUUGAAACAUCGCAAUGAGCUCGACUAUAUAACAUAUACUAUUAAACAACAAUAUCAAUAUUUUAUAAAAUCACUGCAACAAUUAUCUGAUGGCGAUUAUUCGAAUGGUCAUCCUGCAAUGUUGGCAAUUGAUGAAUGGGAGAAUAUUCAUCUACAACGUAUUCAUUCAUUCGGUGAAGAAGCACGGGCCAAAGUUCAACAUUUAAUACGAAAUAAUCGUGAUGGUAUUCAACAUGAAUAUUUGACGUUAAUAGAAGCAUGCGAACAACAUCGAUUAUCAUUGACAGGCAAUGAACAAGUUAUCAAGGAUUUACAGAUAAAAGGAGAAAAUCUACAAGUAAAGUCAAGACAAGUUGAUCAUGUGGAUGUUAACACCCAACAAUAUGAUUUUACAACAGCAUUUACUUUUACUACUCGAAGACGCCAUAGUGAUGUUAAAAUAAGCGAUCAAUAUGCAAAAAGACUUUCAUCAGAAGUUAGCGACAGUAAAAAGCGACCUGACGCAUUGACUGCCCUGGGAACAUUGUUUAAACGUACAUCGAAACAUAAACAACAAACAAUUCAAAGACAAUCGAAUUAG